Messenger RNA from Rubroshorea leprosula, 2064 nucleotides. The record is from the annotation of a GenBank genome assembly. Lineage: Eukaryota; Viridiplantae; Streptophyta; Magnoliopsida; Malvales; Dipterocarpaceae.
GUUUGAUAGCUCAAAAGUAUUGAAGCUGCAGAUGAAGACACACAUAAGAUUCGACUAUUCAGUUAAACGGUUGUUGAAGAUGACUGAAGAGCUACAUCUAGAGGAGUUGAAUGGUGUAAAGAAUGUGAUUGAUGAGUUAGAUAUUGAAGAUUUUCCAGAUCUGAAGUAUCUCUAUAUUUGUAACGCUCCAGAGCUUCAUCAAAUUGUUAACUUAAGGGGAUGGGGUCCUUUCAGUGCAUUUCCCAACUUGGAAGUAUUGUUUCUUCGUAAUUUAAUUAAAUUGGAGAAGUUAUUUCAAGCCAGGUUCAAAGAUACGGCUUUUAGCAAAUUAAGAACAAUAACAAUUGAGUGUUGUCAUCACCUAAAGAAUUUGUUCUCCUCUUCCAUAGCUAGCCAGUUUCUCCAACUACAAGAAAUUAGAGUGUCAGACUGCAGCAACAUGGAAGAGAUUAUUGACCACGCCAAGGAGCAAAGGAGCAGAGAAGAUAUUGUUGAAGCAAGUCAAGAAGUAAAGCCAAAGUUUGGUCAGUUGUUGCGGUCCUUGAGAUUACAACGUCUGCCAAAGCUGAUUAGCUUCAACAGUGAUUGUAGCACCAUGCCACUUUUCAAUGAUCAGUUUCUGUUUCCAAACCUAGAGGAGCUGCAAUUGUCGUGGAUUAAUGUUGACAUGAUAAGGAUAGCAUCUUACUGUGUUGAGAACCUGACGAAAUUGAUAAUUCAUGGCUGCCAUAACUUGAAAUACAUAUUCUCAUCCACUAUGGCUAGAAGUCUAGAGAAGCUUGGACACCUUGAAAUAAGGGAAUGCAAGAUGAUGACAAAGGUUCUUUCUAAAGAGAAUGAAGAAGAAAAGGAGAAUUUGAUUUUCCCUGCGCUGAAAUUUCUACAGUUAAAGCAACUUCAAAACCUUGUUAGCUUCUACUUUGGAGAUUCUACCAUUGAAUUCUCAUCCUUGAAUGAAUUGGCUGUAAGAAACUGCCCAGAGUUCAAGGGUUUCGCAGUUAUGUCUACAAGCACAGAUGUUGCAGCAGACAAUCAGCCCCUCUUCAACGAACAGGUUGGAUUUGCUGGGUUAGAGGACUUGAUACUGUCAGACUUUCCUGAAUUGAUUGAAAUAUGGCAUGUUAGGAGGAGGCCCCAAGAAAUUUUGGAUUUCAGAUUGCUUAAAUAUCUACAGCUCUAUAAUUGUGCCCAGCUCUCAUACUUGUUAACCCCUUCCAUGGUAUUUUGCCUUGUGCGACUCAAAUUUAUAAGCAUAAAGAACUGUGCUAUGAUGGAGCAAGUGAUAAUGGGAGAUGGAGAAGAAAGUAAGAUGAUACUCCAACUACUUUGGAGAAUUGAGCUAGAGUCUUGUUCAAAUUUGAUAAGUUUCUAUGUGGGAAGUCAUAGUCUUGAGAUUCCAAGUUUACAAAUAUUUUCUAUAAAAGAAUGCCAAAGGAUGGUUACGUUCGCUGCUUCUACAUCGUCUGGAGAGCAUGAAAAAGAGACAUCUCAUCAAUACUUUUUUAGCUGCAAGGUUGAGAUUCCUGCGCUGGGGCAGCUGAUGUUGUCUUCAAUUAAGAUACAACAAAUAUGGCACUGUGAACUUACAUCGGUACCUUCAUUUGCUCAAAAUCUAAGAGAGCUUAUGGUGACUGAUUGUGACAAUUUGAGAUAUUUAUUCACAUCCUCCAUGGUUAAAGUUUUUACACAGCUUGAAAAACUGGAGAUUUAUGGAUGUAAGGCGAUGGAAGUGGUAAUAUUGAUGGAAGGAUUGGAGGAAGAAGAGGAAGAAAGGAUGUGCCAGACAAUGUUCCCCAAACUAGAGACCCUAGUGCUCUCAAACCUAUCCCGGCUCAUCAGAUUUUGCUCCAAUAGUAAUUCUCAAUUAGAAGAAAGAUCUGAAACUCAAGGACUCAAUGCUAGUGGAUCACAAGUAGUGCCAGUCAUCAAAUCAACUUUGGAGCACACAGAAGCCACUAAGCUUGUAUUUCCUCAACUAAAAUACUUGGAACUUUGCGACCUGCAGAAAUUCAAGGGUUUCUUCUCUCAAAUGCAUAUCAUAGAGUGGCCAUCAUUGAAAAGAAU